UUCUCUCUCCCCACGCACACACACUCUCUCUCUCUCCUCGAACGCACACACCAUCCAUGCGCCCUCUUCCUCCUCUUCGGUUCGUCCCUGUGAUCCCUCCCCCGAUCUCUAGGGUUUUAGCACCCCCAUUCCCCCACCGCCAUUUCGAUCGGACCACUCCCCUCCCGCCCGCCGCGAGCGACCCAAGCCUCCGGCGCCGCCACCUUCGUCUGUGAGGCCACCGGAAACCUCGCACAAAUCCCCUCUUUUUUUCGGUCAUUUGUUGCAAAGAUCGGUUCCCCCCCCCCCCUCCUUUCUCGUGUUUCAUUCCUUCGGUCCCCGGAAAUUUCAGAGCUUUCUUGAGAUCUCGCGUUCCUCGAUCUGAUCUUGCCUCGUCUCGCAAGGAGAAUAACAGUUUUGUUUUGUGCGAGAGUUCGUGAGGAAGAUCCUCAGAGUCGAGAUUCUUGCGUCCAUUUUGUCGCGCCAAUAGCUUUCGGAGCAUCUGAUCUCGAAUAGUGAAGGAAAGUUGUCACCUUUGUGCCGUUUCUUGCAACUAGGCUUGGCCCGUGCAUAUUGGUGGGUGGCGGUGAGCUCUGCGGUGCUGCCCGUUCCAUGAAUGGACGGGAGGGAGUCCACGGUGGCGUCGGGGCCGAACUUCUCCUCGUUCUACGCGCAGCACCGGGGCAUCGGGGGUCCGGGUGUCGCGGACCACUCGGUGGGGCUCCACGGCCCGCCCCCCGGCGGAUACCGUCAGCAUCUUGACGCAGUCUCUGCGGGGUACGCAUUCCAGCACCCGCACAUUGGGCAGGAGUACCACCAUGUUGAGGCCUCACCCCCUGUGGCGCAGCACAGCUCUGGUGGUGGCGCCGGCACCGGCGGUAAUAUGGACAUUGGCAUGGGUGUGGCCGUGGGUGCUGAUGCUGAAGGGGAUCAGGGGAGUGGGGCUGGCCAGGAUGAGCAGGUGAAGAAGAAGCGGGGCAGGCCAAGGAAGUAUAAGCCUGAUGGGGCGGUGACACUUGGAUUAUCACCCUCUUCAUCAUCAACACCUCACUCAUCAAGCCUGGGAAUGGGUACCAUGGUCAACACCCCAGGUUCAGGCUUUGGGUCAGGGGGAUCUGGGGGUUCAGGGUCUGGUGCCCCAUCAGAGAAACGUGGGAGAGGGCGACCACCUGGGUCUGGGAAGAUGCAACAGUUGGCUUCGCUCGGAAAGUGGUUUCUUGGCUCUGUUGGAACAGGUUUUACUCCUCAUGUGAUUAUUAUUUCACCAGGAGAGGACGUGGCUGCCAGGAUAAUGGCCUUCUCACAACAAGGCCCAAGGGCAGUAUGCAUCAUUUCAGCAACUGGAGCUGUUUCUACAGCAACCCUUCAUCAGGAUUCGGAAUCUGGUGGUGUGGUUACAUACGAGGGUCGAUUCGAAAUCCUGUGCCUUUCUGGGUCAUACUUGGUGCUGGAUGAUGGUGGCACACGGAGCCGGAGUGGAGGCCUUUGCAUAGCUUUGUGUGGUCCUGACCACAGGGUUAUCGGUGGCAGUGUAGGUGGCGUCUUGACAGCAGCUGGAACAGUUCAGGUGAUAGUGGGGAGCUUCAUGUAUGGCGGUUCAAAGAAAAAUAAAGCGAAAGCCGAGCCAGACAUGGAACACGAAGAGGCGAAUGCCGGUGAGGAAGAGGCCCCUGCAAUGCCACUGCUGGAGCACAGCAUGCCACCUCAUCCGAUGAGCGGAUGGCCACCUGGCAUGAUGAGGCAGAUGGAUUCGAGGUCCUCAAACAUUGAUAUCAACUCGAUCCGUGAGUAGUUUUUCGCGGGAUAAACAUAUGCAAAGACUCAGGCCAGGGUCUCUUGACUUGGAACAAAUCCUCCUCUUUUCCCUUGGAAGGCACGGCAUGUACUAACUUCCUGUAGGUCCCGUGAAGAGUUAUUGUGAUUGCUGUGCUGUCCGUGUUAAUUAGAAACUCGACAUAUCAUAUUAUGAUUAUGUACUUUAAUGUUGUAUGAGGUAACGAGAUUCUACCCACUAUAUAGAAGAAUGAACCUGGGUAUCGAGUUGGUCAUAGAAGGUUGUUCAUCGGAUAUGGGUUGCCUUGGUUGGUUUGGUGUUUGUGGAAUUUGGGUACUGUAGCGAAAAUAGUUCUAUUAAAUUAUAAUUGUGAUUUUAUUGAUUAA
Phragmites australis (common reed) is the source of this 2139-nucleotide messenger RNA. Its product is annotated as AT-hook motif nuclear-localized protein 9-like. NCBI's taxonomy places the organism in Eukaryota, Viridiplantae, Streptophyta, Magnoliopsida, Poales, Poaceae. The transcript is spliced from 5 exons. The record is from RefSeq and is a predicted model, not a curated record. The coding region runs from base 596 to 1771 and encodes 391 amino acids. Gene Ontology annotation, molecular function: minor groove of adenine-thymine-rich DNA binding.